AUGGCGGAGGAAUUAAACGUAAGUGAGCUUGCAGACCUUCUCGGGGAUGAGGAGCUGCUUGACGUGGCGGCGCUCGAUGCAUCACCGCCAGAGGCGGCCAAGGAUGCGUAUUUGAGCGGCGAAGAUUCUGGAAGCAGGAAAAGGCACAAGAAGAGAAACAAGCGGUUACGUCGCGUCCACAAGCGCAGCAACCCGUCUAAUGCGGAGGAGCACGAAGAAAGUGCUGAGAAUUCGGAUGAAGCUCCGAGGAAGCGUUCCAAGUACGUCAUAGAUGCAGCAGAAAGCGGUGGCUCAGAAUCGGAGGGUGACGACUUUAUUGUGGGGAGUGACGAGGAGAAUGAGGAUAGCGUCUACCGUGACGAUAUGCCUACGUAUGAACCGCGCAAAACCCACAUAUUCCGCGAGGGAGAGGAGAACAUGACAAGCGAGGAAUUGGCACGCGCCAUCGAGGAGCGUCACCGCGCCAGAAAGGCAGGAGGGCAGGCAGAGGCGUUUCUAUCGGCAGGCCUAGGCAAAGGGAACAUGUCGUCGUUACGCUACGCGUCUCAUCUUUUGCCGCGGGACACGGACCCGAGAGUGUUUGCCGUGAAGUGCCGACCACGGAUGGCGCGUCUGCUUGUAGCUCGGAUUGUAAAUAAGUGCUACGCCUACCGGAUUGGGAGGAACUACGAAAAACGGAAGGUUGAUCUGGGCAUCAUCUCCGUCUUUUGCCUGGACCACGUGAGGGAGUACAUAUACAUUGAGGCCCAUCGCAAGGUUUUUGUCGAGAACACUCUAAACGGUUUGGAUGGGUUAUUUCGCUACAACAUCACCCUUGUGAACCCAUCUGAAUUAAUGCAGAUGAUGGAGCAAAGGCCGUCGCCGGAGAAGUUGCGGGUGGGUUCCUUUGUUCGCCUGCGACAGCGACAGUACCGGCUGGACCUGGCACAGGUGGUUGAGAUGCACCCCGGUAAUAAUCAAGUUACUGUGAAGGUGGUGCCGCGUGAGGACUUCAUUGGAAAAUCGUUUAACAAGGUUGAAACACGCCUGCCGCCACGAUUUUUUGUUCCCACACUUGCGGCAUAUGUGCAGGAUCGUGGCAAUUUUUACCGUUGGGGAGAUUUGACCUUUGACAAGGAGGGCUACCUGCUCAAGACCAUCUCUGCCCGCAUGGUGAUCAGCGGCCCACAAAUGGAGAAGCCAACUGUGGAGGAACUCGCUCUUUUUUUAAAUAAUGACCGUGAACGUGUACGUGAGGCUGUUGCGCAGUUUGUCUCGGACGUUCAUCAAGGGGCAGGGCUUCGCAUUGGUGAUACCGUGCGGGUGGCGUCGGGGCAGCUGCGAGAGACUGUGGGUACUAUUGAAAAUAUAUUUUUAGACACCAAUACGGUUUCCCUCGCGUGUCACGUCACUGGGAGGAAGGAGACGAUAAAGGUGCGUGUUGAGCUGGCGACGUGUGUGAAGCACUUUGCGGUUGGCACGCAUGUUAUAGUUAACAGUGGAGAGCGGGCCGGGGAGAGUGGUACGGUGGUGAAGGCCUCCGGAGACGUGGUGUACAUUUUCUCUGAUAGGGCCACUGCCUCGCGUGAGUUGGCGGUGCGUGCCAGCGAUUGCCACCAGAGCAACCUGAUUGGCUCCUUCGGUCACACCUCUGGCUCGUGGCGGCUGUUUGACUUAGUGAUGCUGGCUGACACUUCCUCCGUGGGUUGCAUCGUACGCAUUAACCGCAACGACAUAUGCGUCUUGACGGACCGCAGUGAGACGCGCUACCUAUCACCCGUGCAAAUCAAGGCUGCCGUUACAAGCUCACGUCAGACGACAGAUCGACUGAACAACGUCAUAACGCGCGGGUCGGAGGUGAACAUACAAACCAGCCCCAACACUCCCUACCACCUAAUCGGGCAAACAGGGCGGGUGGAGCAGCUGUUCGGCUCGGCACUCUUCGUUCGCGUGCGUACUGUGAAGGAAAACGGGGGAUUGGUGGUGCUGGACGCAAAAUCGGUUUUGUUGAUUGGCGGACACACCACGACAAAGCAAAUUCAACAGUCCAAGCAACUCCCUGUGUGCAGCGGAACUUGCACAGCGCCACGAAAGGCGAUUUUUCUGUUCCCCACGCGCGUCUGGCCUCUGAGGAUUGGAUGA
Trypanosoma rangeli is the source of this 2121-nucleotide messenger RNA. RefSeq names its product transcription elongation regulator-like protein. Gene Ontology annotation, cellular component: DSIF complex. The coding region runs from base 1 to 2121 and encodes 706 amino acids. NCBI's taxonomy places the organism in Eukaryota, Euglenozoa, Kinetoplastea, Trypanosomatida, Trypanosomatidae. The record is from RefSeq and is a predicted model, not a curated record. The transcript has a single exon. Gene Ontology annotation, biological process: transcription elongation by RNA polymerase II; regulation of DNA-templated transcription elongation; regulation of transcription by RNA polymerase II. Gene Ontology annotation, molecular function: mRNA binding.